Molecule: messenger RNA, 5498 nt
Organism: Mus caroli (Ryukyu mouse)
Lineage: Eukaryota; Metazoa; Chordata; Mammalia; Rodentia; Muridae
Source: RefSeq, a predicted model, not a curated record
UCCUCAUAAAGGAUAAUGACUGCUUGAGUUCCACCUCACAUUGUCUCAGAGGGAUGCUCACCGGCAGCUAAUAAACAGACCUGGAAAAAUGUCACUGGCUACAUUCCCCAUCCCAACUCUGGAACAAAGACAGCGAUCUGAUGUACAGCUCAGCAGAGUAGGAGCAUCUGUUGGUGCCGCUGAAAUGUGUGCCCCACACGUAGAAGGGGAAGGAAAGAGAGGGAUUUCUCAUUAACAGCUUGUAUAAGACCUGGAUGUGCAUGGCACUUUCUCACUGCUCUUAAAGGCUGUCUGGUCUCCAAAGCUUGCCCCACUGAUGCAGUAACUGUGGUUCUCAGCUGAACACCUCCAAAUAAAGGCUGUGGGUGUGGCUCACUCCUCAUAUGUGGAUUUCAGCCAAGCCUGCAACACAGAGCCCUGCCCCCUGAGUCUCCCCCAUGCCUCGAUUCUGCCCUAGUCAUUCUCUUCUGGGUUUUAUGAGGCUAUUUAAGGAAUUAAGUUUCCCUCACUGAAACACAGAGAAGCAACAUGGACGAGAACAAUGGCCUCAAUGGAGAAAUUUCUGAUUGACAUGAGUGGAGAAGUUCCCUUGGGAACUUCAUGUGCCAUCAAAGUAGGAAAGCCCCAGGUCAUCUCUUACUCUUCCCAUUUACGUGCCAUGGCAAGAUGUGUUUAAGGUUCCCAUAGCCUUGCACUGUAAUUUGAUGCUCUGGGGAAAGCAGCCAUAUGGUUUAGACAUAGCAGGUUCCUCUUGGAGUUCACACAUUCCCAGCGUGGCACUAUCCACCAAAUGGUACAUUUAUUGUGUUUUUGCUCAAGACAGGGAACUUCUAGGAUCAGAACUGCUCCUUGGAACCCACUGACAGAUGAACCCAUCGGUUCUCUUGGUAGGUCAGAUGUUUCAUAAUUAGCCUAACUCACUGAUGAUCUGUUCAGCACUUAUGAUUAUUGCAGUGGCAUAAUAUUUCAACUGCGGGGGAAGCACUCCAGACAGCUCCUAAGCAGACCAGUCAGGCUGGGAAUGGCCGGCAGGGCUUCCUGUAUUAAGAGGAGAGAACCACUACAUCGUGCUUGGCCAUCCUCCUUGUCUCCAUCAUUAUACACUGCUCUAAAGACCUAAGGGAGAUGUGCCCAGGACAAGCGUGCGGUUCUUCUCAGUGAGGCUCCAUGGCCCAGCAAAGUAUGAAAGUGAGGCCUGUGCUCCUAAAGCGAAGCAGCCUUGAGUCUGUGGAGCUUGUGAAACAACCACACCACCGCCGGAGCAAAUCGCAGCAAGUGCGAUUCAAGGAAGAUGGCAACAUUAAGAAUCCAACUGGCGUGACCGAGGUCAACACCCAAACCCCGGAAGACCCAGGUGUAAUGGGGAAGACCCAGGCCUCCAGGCACCAUCAUCCUACCACCUACUCGCUGUCUUUCCCCAGGUCCCACAAGGCAGGAGGAUUCCGCAGCAUCUCUAUCCAGACCUCCCCCAGUCUCAGGAAGCAUUUCCCCGUUUUCAAAAGGAAGAAACUCACGACUAGCAAGUCCCUGGUGGAAAUGCCAACAGCAUCCCCAAGUGCCAUCCAGGUCAACGGCAACCUAUCUGAACAGGAUAUUGUGUCCUCUGACCUUGCCUUCCUGAGGCUGGCUCAGCAUCUUGAGGAUGGCCCUCGCAGGCUCAAAAUCCCCCACCCAUUACUCCCUAGGAUGCCCAAGGUGCAAAGCAAUGGGCCUGUCAGCUUCUGCUUAGAAUCUGGGACUUGGAUGUCCUCAGAGAAAGCCACAGCUGCCAUUCAGGUUCCAGAUGAUAUUUGUCACAGUCCAACCUGGGAAGCUAGAGAGUCGGCUCUCAGUCCAGAAAGUUCAGCUGAAGAGAGCAACUCUACACCUGCUUUGAUCUCCAUGUGUCCAGGGGAUGGUCAAAGAGCGAUGACGUCAGAGCUGGAAAGAAUGCCCCAAUGCUCAAAUACCAAUAGCAGUGCCAGUAAUAUGCCGGGCACAGAAAAACUCACACCCGAAUUGCUUUUGCCCAAAGACAACCCUGAUGACAAAGACCUUGGCCUUCCAUCAUCUCAGUCAAAGAAGAUGUGUGUUCCCUCACCACCACGGACUCACAGUUCACCUGAGCCAGGCUCCCAUAGCCAGCCAGUCCACCUAGGAAGAUCUUCUGAUUGCCCAGCAUCAGGUGACAAUCACCAGGACCUGGAGUCACUCAGAUGUAGCAGUGCAUCCAAGUCUGUCCCUGUGUGCUGGGAACAUGUGACAAAGCUCCCCAGCCAGUCAGACACCCCGGAGCUUCAGACUGGUGUUGGAAGUGAGCGCCUCCCUGCCUCGAUUCCAAGGCAGGAGAACAGAGCUCAGAGCAGCAGGGAGAUAGGUGGGGGUAAUCACAGUCACCUGGCGCAGGGAGAGCUCUGUGACCUCCAAGGCCGGCUGCAAUCAGUAGAGGAAUCGCUGCACUCAAACCAAGAGAAAAUUAAAGUCCUAUUGAAUGUGAUUCAGGAUCUGGAGAAAGCUCACGCUCUCACUGAAGGGCGGAACUUCUAUCGGACUGGCCAAGAUCUCAACAACUGCAGCACCUGCCAGAACACAGCAUGCAUCAUAUACAGUGUAGAGUAUGAUUUCCGACAGCAGGAAGGCAGGUUCCAUGAGGUUCUCCAGAGUCUGGAGGAGGCGGAGCCAGCUGAGGAAGCACCUUCGCCAUCCAAAUCCCCAGCAGAAGCCCCGGUCCCCGAGAAACAGGACUUACGGCGGAAGAGCAAGAAGGUGAAGAAGAAAUGUUUCUGGUGGAUAUGAGAAGAUUGGGGCUUCCUGCAUUCCUUCCUGAGAUGGGGGAUCCCCUCAAGACCUCCUUGAUCCUCUGCAAAAGCGCAGGCUGAGAUCCCCUUGCCCUGUGAGACAGGAGUGCCUCAGAGCCGGUACACCCCUGGACACCUGCUCACCAACCUUACCUGAGCGUGUGCCGCAGCUUGCAGAGGAUUUUGUGGACACUUGUGUGGCCACUUGUUACCGAGCUGCCUGUCCCUCACAGCCAGGCUUCCGUCCUCAUCUGCUAAGCUCAGAUUCCCACCAUAUGCUAAUGCUCACUGCACUCCCACCCCUUCCCUGGCAGCAAGCAUUUCCUUCCUACCCUGAGAUCCUCGACCCCAAAGGUACAGAAAUAAGCCUGUGUUGUGCAGUGCAGGAAGAGGAGGGUUGUGAGCAAGUAUCCUAGACAACAUCACACAAUAAGCUGGCAGGGUUCUAGGAUUUACCGUACCAAAAGCACAACAGAAAUGAGCAGAGCCUAACAAUGCCAGGUCCCCCUGAUUGUAUUAAGUUGUCCUCUUUUUCAUCUAGCUGUUAGAUUUCAAAUCCAGCAGCUGUGCAGCUGUCUUCUUGUAAAGUAUGGGGUGUGGCAGAGUAAGGUUGCCCAUGGGUAUUAGACACCUGUUGUGUGAUCUAUGUUACUGGAACUCAGGUGACUUUCAUAGCUGUAGUCUUUCUGGGGCCGCUUAAUUAUCAUAUGUUUCUGUAUACCCAGUGUGGGGUAAUUGAGAGGGGCUUUAUCGUUAGGGUCAUUUACCUGUUAGUGUUCAUUUACCUGUAACAUUAAGGGUCUUAAGACUCAGCAACUUGUAUGUCGGUAUACCUUAUCGAGUGACGUUAACAAGGCUUACCUACAAUAUAGCAUUUUUUUCUCAUCCAUGCAUCCUUGUGACAACCAUGUAGAUAGGCCCAAACAUGCUACUCUACAGUUACCCUUCCUGGUGACCAGGUUUCGGUCACCUGAUCUAGGAAGAAACAUGACCGAGAAUGAGGAUGGAAGCGCCUUCUUCCACAAAGUUUGAGCUCCUUAAGAUCUAGCUCGUUGUGUUGACAAGACCUCCACUCAUGGAUGUCCGGUCAAGCUUGGAUGCCAAGCAAACUCCCAAAGCAGUGUGAUUAAGUCAUUGCUACCUACAGGGGCUGAAUAGGAGGCAAGGCUUGGAUACCUCUGCAUUCAGUUCCAUGUUCUGCCAGCCUGUGAUUGGACUGACACUGCCAGAAAUGUGAUCCACAUUUAAGCAAAGAAAGCAUUUUAUAACCGCCCCCUUGCCAAAGAACCGGUGUCUGAGUGAGUCUCUGCUGUGUACGUGGGGUGUGUGUAGCCCACUGCCAAUUGAGGCUAAUUGAGCAAACCACCCCCAACAAUUUCACCUCCCUUGUCACAGUGCUGCGGUGCAAAAGCUAUUUCAGGGAGAGUGAGGAAAAUUUGGCAAGGAAUCUGGGCUUGCACUAUUUAAGUCUUGGGAUGUCAUUUGAGAUGUUCUCUCUCUGUUUCUAGUGUAAUGUUUAAACCCACAAAGUGAGACCAGAAUAUAGAAUGUCAAGUUAGAAUUAAGAUAAAUAUACUUGUCAUGCUUAAGAAACCACAUUUCAAUUAGAUAUGUUACCACUGGCCAAAAGCCACAGAUCUUUCUUUCUGUAUCCAUACACUCAACUCUCAGUUGGCCCCAGCAAUGGAAAAAAACACUACAGAGGAUAAUCCAAUAAAGCAAACUCAUUUGGGAUCUCUUAUAUAAUUUUAUCUUGCAGUGGGGCUUCCAUCUUAAUUUGUUUUGCUUACACUAAUUUCAAAUGAAUUUAUAUUCCAGAAUAUCAGGACGGGAUGAAAAUAUUCUUGCACUUAGAUCUCGGAGACUCGGGGAAAUAGAAUAGCCUUUUCACUAACCUGGAAAAGAUGGCAUAAUUGUGUCCUUUGUUGACUGGGCAGAAGAAUGACCAUGCCUCCUGGUUUCUAAGCUCUGUAAACCUCCUACCAGUGGAGGAGCACAGCUGUGAGAGCUAACUGCAGCCUUUGUACUGGGUAGCCUGGAGAAAUGGGGAGAUAUCUGGGGUAGCUCUUCUCUUUACACGUACAUGGCAAGGUAGGGACCUUACAUAAACUCUGAAGGAGAUAAAAUUAGGACUGAAAACUGUUACCAUUCCCUGAAAGAAAAAUCAACCCAGGUCAUGUGAUUUUAUACCAAAGCACAACACCACAUCGCACUGCUUAGGCCACACUAAUCUAUACCUGGAGAGGUUCCUUCUGGUAAUUGAAUCCUGAACAUCAGUAUUGGGAGAAAGGAUUGAUAAACACCAGCCUUCUGAAGAGAAAGGGUCAUCACUACAUUAAAUAAAAAACGUACUCAUAUAUACCAAAACUCUCUAGUCUGUUACUCAUGCUGAGUAGCAAUGCUUCUUUGUAAAAUAGUAUGUCAUAUGAUAUUCUACAGAAAUGUUAUACUUGAGGUUAUAUGGUUUUAUGGAAAGAGAUUCAUUUAGCAAAACUUACUUUUAUGAAAUGGAAGGAGAAAGGACUGAUGGGUCUGUUUAAAUUGCAGGGGUUUAAUGUAUCUGCUCCCUCUAUCGUUAAAACACUCAGCAUCCCUGACUUAAUGCCAGCUCAUCUGUAGAGCGCCUUCUUGAAGACAAUGUAUCACUGUAAGGUUUUGUAAAUUUCUAAACUGUUUUAAAUGGGAUAUUAUCUUUUGCAAUAAACUUAAGUAUUUUUCCUA